CCAGCGCAGUGCGCACGUGCGCGCCAGCGACGGCCCGAUGGCUGUGUUUGGCUCCUUCUCCGCGGUCCGCGCAGUGCCCUGGCUCUGGCGGCGGGCGGCGUACGCGGCCGCGGGGCUCCGGGGCCUUUGCCCCGGGAAGGGCUACGCUGUGGGCCCCGCUCAGAGCCCGCCUGCCUUUGGGUUCCUGCUGGACAUCGAUGGGGUGCUGGUGCGAGGCCACAGAGUGAUCCCUGCCGCCCUGGACGCCUUCCGCAGGCUGCUGAAUGCCCAGGGGCAGCUGCGGGUGCCUGUGGUCUUUGUCACGAAUGCUGGGAACAUCUUACAAGACAGCAAAGCCCAGGAGCUGUCAGCCCUGCUGGGCUUCAAGGUGGAACCAGACCAAGUUAUUCUGUCUCACAGCCCCAUGAAGCUCUUCUCACAGUACCACGGGAAGCGGAUGCUAGUGUCUGGGCAGGGACCCCUGGUGCAAAAUGCCCGAGCACUGGGUUUCAAGAACGUGCUUACUGUGGAUGAGCUGCGGGCGGCUUUCCCCGUGCUGGACAUGGUGGACCUCCAGCGGCGGCCAAAGAGCACGCCCCUUCCAAGGAACGACUUCCCUGCCAUUGAAGGGGUGCUGCUCCUUGGGGAGCCAGUCCGCUGGGAGACAAGCCUGCAGCUGAUCAUGGAUGUCCUUCUCAGCCAUGGGAACCCCGGGACUGGUGUGGCAACAGCUCCCUACCCCCAUCUCCCUGUUCUCGCCAGUAACAUGGAUCUCCUUUGGAUGGCUGAAGCCAAGAUGCCCAGGUUUGGCCACGGCACCUUUCUGUUGUGCCUGGAAACCAUUUACCACAAAGUGACAGGCAGAGAGCUGAGAUACGAGGGCCUGAUGGGCAAACCCAGCAUCCUCACUUACCAAUAUGCAGAGGACCUGAUCAGGCAGCAGGCGGAGAGGCGCGGCUGGGCGGCCCCCAUCGAGAAGCUCUAUGCUGUAGGUGAUAACCCUAUGUCCGAUGUCUACGGUGCCAACCUGUUCCACCGGUACCUGCAGAUGACGCAGCAUGAUAGAGCAAAGGAGCUGGGGGCCGGUGAGCUGUGGAAGCAGCGGCCCUCAGCAGCUCAGAGCUGCGCCUCCAUCCUGGUGUGCACUGGCGUGUACAGCCCCGAGGCCCCAGGCUGCACAGAGCCUGCCCAGGGCGGAGAAGAGCCUCCCUUCCAUGGGCACCGAGACUUCAGCUUCAGCCCAGGGCUCAUAGAGGCAUCGCACAUUGUGAAUGAUGUGGACGAGGCCGUGCAGCUGGUAUUCCACAAGGAGGGCUGGGCUUCGUAGUGAGGACUGGCCGCUGGGAGCAGGCGGGAGGGCCCGAGCUGUGGGGAGGCCCGUUUGCUGGCUUCUAGCCGGCAUCCCCGGGCAUCACAUCAGGGCCUGCUGCCCACAGCUGUGGUACUGCUGGUCACUUGGAAGAUGACACUAGCUUUUUUUUCCUGCUGGGAGUAGCCACAGAAUUGUACCCUGGGUAGCAUUUUGGGUAGACUGUCAGCAUUUCCCGGGCCUACUUCCUGUCUGUCUCUCCUGGCAGUCUGACCUCAGCCCCGUCCCUUUACCCGUGUGCCUCAGUUUCCUCCCAUUUCAGUAGGGACUUCUGGAAAAAGGGGAGGUAAUAUGGAAAUUUCUGCAGGACCUUUGCCUGCAUGCCAGCAAGGUGUAUAACUAUCAUGCACAUGCUACUUUUUUUUUUUUUUGUAUUUCAGCUUAUUGCCCAGAGACUUGGGCGUAUUUU
This is a messenger RNA of Rhinolophus ferrumequinum (greater horseshoe bat), 1757 nucleotides long. It is a transcript of the gene HDHD5, whose product is annotated as haloacid dehalogenase like hydrolase domain containing 5. Gene Ontology annotation, biological process: glycerophospholipid biosynthetic process. The record is from RefSeq and is a predicted model, not a curated record. Gene Ontology annotation, cellular component: mitochondrion. The transcript has 8 exons. The coding region runs from base 38 to 1306 and encodes 422 amino acids. NCBI's taxonomy places the organism in Eukaryota, Metazoa, Chordata, Mammalia, Chiroptera, Rhinolophidae.